Molecule: messenger RNA, 1587 nt
Organism: Patella vulgata (common limpet)
Lineage: Eukaryota; Metazoa; Mollusca; Gastropoda; Patellidae
Product: deoxynucleoside triphosphate triphosphohydrolase SAMHD1-like
Exons: 14
Biological process (GO): dGTP catabolic process
Cellular component (GO): nucleus
Molecular function (GO): dGTPase activity
Source: RefSeq, a predicted model, not a curated record
CAGGUAUUGAAUGAUCCUGUUCACGGCCAUAUUGAAAUCCAUCCCCUUUGUAUCAAAAUUAUUGAUACACCAGAAUUUCAACGUCUACGUUCUUUAAAACAAAUGGGUCCUGUUUAUAAUGUCUACCCUGGUGCAUCACAUAAUAGAUUUGAACAUUCUAUAGGUGUUUGUCAUCUUGCUGGUGAGAUGGUCUCACGACUUCAAAAACAACAACCAGAGCUUGGUGUAACUGAUGAGGAUGUUUUAUGUGUCAAAAUAGCUGGUCUGUGUCAUGAUCUAGGUCAUGGUCCAUUCUCACAUUUAUUCGACGGUACUUUUAUACGGUUAGUUGCACCCAAAUCUAAUUUUACGCAUGAAAAGGCGUCGAUUAAAAUGUUUGAACAUUUGAUAAAAGAAAACACCCUAGAAAAUGAUUUUAAAGAAUAUAAUUUGAAGCCGGAGGAUAUAGAUUUUAUUAAAGAACAAAUUGCUGGACCAUCCAAUGAGGAUAAAACUUAUAAAGGUCGACCCAACAAGAAAUAUCUGUAUGAAAUUGUAGCUAAUAAAAGAAAUUCAGUGGACGUAGAUAAAUUUGAUUAUUUUGCUCGUGACUCUUAUAUGCUGGGUUUCAAGAACAAUUUUGAUCACAAUCGUUUCCUGCAAUUUUGUCGUGUCAACGAAGAUGAAAAUGGUGACCAACGGAUCUGCAUCCGUGAUAAAGAGGCUGAGAAUCUGUAUGAAAUAUUUCACACCCGUAAAUAUUUACAUAGUCGAGCGUGUAUGCAUGUUGUUGCACAGGCAAUAGAGAGUAUGAUUGUAGAUGCAUUGGAAAUAGCUGAUAAAUGUAAAACUUUUACAUUUCUCGGUGAAGAUAAUACACCACGACGUUUAAGUGAAUGUAUAGACGAUAUGGUGGCGUAUAAGAAACUGGAUGAUACAAUCUUUCAGCGAAUAAUGUGGUCGACAGAACCAGAGUUACAAGGUGCCAGAGAUCUGAUUGAUAGAAUCCAGAAACGUCAGUUAUACAUAUGUGUUGGCACGGCGCAGCGUUCCGAACGUCUAGAUAAGGAAAGGGAGAAGGAUGUGCCAACGGAAAUCGCUAAGUUGGAUAAAACAAGUAAACUAAAACAUGAACUUCUCACAUUGUCGCGUGUUCAUUAUGACUAUUGUAUGAAAGAUGAAGAUCCAGUUAGAUAUUACAGAUUUUACGAGAAACCCAAACAUCAUGACCCUAAAGACCAUAUCAUUAAAAAAUGUUUAAAACUCUGUGAAGACCAGGGCCCCCAGAUGCUUCCAGCGCAUUUUCAAGUAGACAUGAUUCGUAUCUUCUGCAAGGCAAAGGAUCAAGAAACCAUAGAGGCUGCCGAAUCAGCUUUUAAACAAUGGUGUGAUGACAACGAAGUGACGCCAGAGACUAUCAGAGGGGGUUUUAGAUUCGAGAAAGCUACCAAUGGGUAAACCAGCAAAGAAUAAAGAUGACAGAUUUAAAGAAAAAGAUGAAAUGGACUUGAGACAUUUUUGUGUGUGUGUUUUUUUAAUUUAUUUCUUUUAAAUUAUUUGCUUGAGAGUUUAAAAUCUAUUUAUUGUUUUACAGUUUUAGUUUAUAUU